This is a messenger RNA of Grammomys surdaster, 5758 nucleotides long. RefSeq names its product diphosphoinositol pentakisphosphate kinase 2 (gene Ppip5k2). Bases 484 to 4212 code for a protein of 1242 amino acids. Gene Ontology annotation, cellular component: cytosol. Gene Ontology annotation, molecular function: 5-diphosphoinositol pentakisphosphate 1-kinase activity; diphosphoinositol pentakisphosphate kinase activity; inositol hexakisphosphate kinase activity. The transcript has 31 exons. NCBI's taxonomy places the organism in Eukaryota, Metazoa, Chordata, Mammalia, Rodentia, Muridae. Gene Ontology annotation, biological process: inositol metabolic process; inositol phosphate biosynthetic process. The record is from RefSeq and is a predicted model, not a curated record.
GAGGCGUGUCCGCGGCUCCUGAGGUGUACCCGUGCCAGCCGUUCCGCUGCUGCUGGAGAGGGAAGAUCCAGGUCCACGCCUCCAAGAGCCGCCUCUGCACGAACAUCCUACCCUUGCCCCCGCAACUAAAGGGGAGGAACCGAAACCUGGAUGGGCUCAAGCAUCUUCCACAGAUCGCUUGAUGACCGCAGCCGUGGCAGGUAAAAGGAGGAUAACUAUUCCAACCCAGGCAAUCAGCAGCCUCAUUGUCCUUGCGUUUUAAACUGCAACAGCAACUGGGAGUUCAACAAUGAAGCAAUGAUAUCUGAGAACAAAGGCGCACUGGCCAACUAAAUGUCAGCACAUUUCAUGUGAUCGUGUGAAAACGCUGCAGCAGACCUGAGUGUCAGCUGGCAGAGCGAGAAUGUGUUCUUCUGACACCAUUUAUAUAAAGCAGCUUUAGUAUAGAUUAUUUAAACUUUAUGUAUAUCAAAUUGAAGAAAAAUGAGUGAAGCCCCCAGAUUCUUUGUUGGGCCUGAAGAUGCAGAAAUCAAUCCUGGAAACUAUCGCCGCUUCUUCCACCAUGCUGAUGAAGACGAGGAGGAGGAGGAUGAGUCUCCACCAGAAAGGCAGAUUGUGGUUGGAAUAUGUUCCAUGGCAAAGAAAUCCAAAUCCAAACCCAUGAAGGAAAUUCUGGAACGGAUCUCGUUGUUUAAAUACAUCACAGUAGUAGUUUUUGAAGAGGAAGUUAUUUUGAAUGAACCCGUGGAAAACUGGCCUUUAUGUGAUUGUCUUAUUUCUUUCCAUUCUAAAGGAUUUCCACUGGACAAAGCAGUUGCCUAUGCAAAACUCAGGAAUCCAUUUGUAAUCAAUGACUUGAAUAUGCAGUAUCUCAUACAAGAUAGAAGAGACGUUUAUAGCAUUCUUCAAGCUGAAGGCAUCCUACUUCCUCGGUAUGCGAUUCUGAACCGUGAUCCAAAUAACCCGAAAGAAUGCAACCUGAUUGAAGGAGAAGACCAUGUCGAAGUGAAUGGGGAAGUUUUCCAAAAGCCGUUUGUGGAAAAGCCCGUCAGUGCAGAAGACCACAAUGUUUACAUCUAUUACCCAACAUCCGCUGGGGGUGGAAGUCAGAGACUUUUCAGGAAGAUUGGCAGUAGAAGUAGUGUGUAUUCCCCAGAAAGCAACGUGCGAAAAACGGGGUCAUAUAUAUAUGAAGAAUUUAUGCCUACGGAUGGUACUGAUGUUAAGGUUUAUACCGUGGGUCCAGACUAUGCUCAUGCUGAAGCUCGAAAGUCUCCAGCUCUCGAUGGCAAAGUCGAACGAGACAGCGAAGGGAAGGAAGUAAGAUACCCUGUUAUUCUCAAUGCACGGGAGAAGCUGAUCGCAUGGAAAGUCUGCCUUGCUUUUAAGCAAACAGUUUGUGGCUUUGAUUUGUUACGCGCCAAUGGACAGUCCUAUGUAUGUGAUGUCAAUGGCUUCAGUUUUGUGAAAAAUUCUAUGAAGUACUAUGAUGACUGUGCAAAAAUUCUUGGCAAUAUCGUAAUGCGGGAGCUCGCACCACAGUUUCAUAUUCCCUGGUCAAUACCAUUAGAAGCUGAAGAUAUUCCAAUUGUACCAACUACCUCUGGAACUAUGAUGGAACUUCGAUGUGUCAUAGCCGUGAUACGACAUGGGGAUCGAACACCGAAACAGAAAAUGAAAAUGGAAGUGAGGCAUCAGAAGUUUUUUGAUCUUUUUGAAAAGUGUGAUGGAUAUAAAUCAGGGAAGUUAAAGCUCAAGAAGCCAAAACAAUUACAGGAAGUCCUGGAUAUUGCACGGCAGCUUCUCAUGGAGCUGGGGCAAAAUAAUGACUCUGAAAUCGAAGAAAACAAGUCAAAACUUGAACAACUGAAGACCGUGUUAGAGAUGUAUGGUCAUUUUUCGGGAAUAAACCGUAAGGUCCAGUUGACCUACCUCCCUCAUGGUUGUCCGAAAACGUCCAGUGAGGAGGAAGAUAACCGAAGAGAGGAGCCAUCCUUACUUUUGGUUCUAAAAUGGGGAGGAGAACUGACCCCUGCAGGCAGGGUUCAGGCUGAAGAGCUGGGAAGAGCUUUUAGGUGUAUGUACCCUGGAGGUCAAGGAGAUUAUGCAGGGUUUCCUGGUUGUGGUUUACUCCGACUGCAUAGCACCUACAGACAUGACCUCAAAAUAUAUGCCUCUGAUGAAGGGCGGGUCCAGAUGACUGCAGCUGCUUUUGCAAAGGGUCUCUUGGCUCUAGAAGGAGAGCUUACCCCCAUUCUUGUUCAGAUGGUGAAAAGUGCAAAUAUGAACGGCCUUUUGGAUAGUGACAGUGACUCUUUGAGUAGCUGUCAGCAGCGUGUGAAAGCGAGGCUCCAUGAAAUACUUCAAAAAGACAGAGAUUUUACAGCCGAAGACUACGAGAAGCUGACUCCAUCUGGAAGCAUUUCUGUUAUCAAAUCAAUGCAUUUAAUUAAAAAUCCAGUGAAAACCUGUGACAAAGUGUAUUCCUUGAUUCAAAGUUUGACUUCCCAAAUCAGACAUCGGAUGGAAGAUCCCAAAUCAGCUGAUAUUCAGCUCUACCAUAGUGAGACGCUGGAACUCAUGCUGCGUAGAUGGUCCAAGUUGGAGAAAGACUUUAAAACAAAGAACGGAAGAUACGAUAUUAGUAAGAUCCCCGACAUAUAUGACUGCAUCAAAUACGACGUUCAGCAUAACGGUUCCCUGAAGUUAGAAAACACAAUGGAACUAUAUAGACUUUCAAAAGCAUUAGCAGAUAUUGUUAUCCCUCAGGAAUAUGGUAUAACUAAAGCUGAAAAACUGGAGAUUGCCAAAGGCUACUGUACUCCACUAGUUAGAAAAAUUCGAUCGGAUCUUCAGAGGACACAAGAUGAUGACACUGUCAAUAAACUCCAUCCUGUGUAUUCUAGGGGUGUUCUGUCUCCUGAGCGGCAUGUCCGUACCAGAUUGUAUUUCACCAGUGAGAGCCAUGUGCACUCCUUACUGUCCAUCCUUCGCUAUGGCGCCUUAUGCGAUGAAUCAAAGGAUGAGCAGUGGAAACGAGCUAUGGAUUAUCUAAACGUUGUUAAUGAACUCAACUACAUGACUCAGAUUGUUAUCAUGCUCUAUGAGGAUCCUAACAAGGAUCUUUCUUCAGAGGAACGCUUUCAUGUUGAAUUACACUUUAGUCCUGGAGCCAAAGGCUGUGAAGAAGAUAAGAAUUUGCCAUCUGGCUAUGGCUAUAGGCCAGCUUCCAGGGAGAAUGAAGGCAGACGGUCCCUUCGAUUUGAUGAUGAUGAGCCUCAUACCUCUAAAAGAGAUGAAGUUGACCGGGCCGUGAUGUUGUUUAAACCAUUGGUGUCAGAGCCAAUUCAUAUUCACAGGAAAUCACCACUUCCGAGAUCCAGGAAGAUAACUACAAGUGAGGAAGAGACCCCCCUGAGUGUGUCUAGCCCAGAGGGCACUGGCACCUGGCUGCAUUACACCAGUGGUGUGGGUACUGGGCGUCGAAGACGCAGAUCAGGGGAACAAAUCACCUCUUCCCCUGUCUCCCCCAAAUCAUUGGCUUUCACAUCCAGUAUUUUUGGCUCAUGGCAACAGGUUGUGUCUGAAAAUGCCAACUAUCUCCGAACACCAAGAACUCUUGUGGAACAGAAGCAGAACCCUACAGUAGGGUCUCACUGUGCGGGCCUGUUUAGCACCUCAGUGCUCGGGGGUUCUUCAAGUGCACCUAACCUACAGGAUUAUGCCCGUACUCAUCGUAAAAAGCUGACUUCUUCUGGCUGCAUAGAUGACGCCACACGCGGGUCUGCUGUUAAAAGGUUUUCUAUCUCAUUUGCUCGACACCCAACCAAUGGCUUUGAGCUGUAUUCCAUGGUACCAUCCAUCUGUCCUCUAGAAACGCUUCACAAUGCCCUGUUCUUAAAGCAAGUGGAUGACUUUCUUGCUUCCGUUGCUUCUCCGUCAACUGAGGUUCUGCGCAAGGUCCCCGAAAUGACCUCUAUGGCCUCACGUUCCAGUCCAGGAAUGAGAAGAAAAAUUUCCUUAAAUACAUACACACCUACAAAGAUUCUCCCAACACCGCCUGCUGCUUUAAAGAGCACCAAAGCAAGCAGCAAAGCAGCAGCCGGCGGACCAUCUCCGGCAAUGGCUUCCCAUACCUCAUCUCGGAAGAAGAGCUUAAGUAGCAAAACUGAGGGGCAUGAACCCAAGAAAAGCACUGGGAAGAAAAGAUGAGCACACACCAGAACCGGAAGUUCUCAUGCUUAGAAAGGGACUUGUUGCUUAGCAAAGGAUGUCUAAGAAAUCUUGACUGAAGCUGGUCAGAGCCAGUGAUUCAUGUGUUACCAUGCUUUCUUUAUACAUCUGUGUAUUUCUUUAAACACCUCGGAAGCUAGAGGACCUUCUGUUUUUAAUUCAGGAGCGUUGGCAGGAUCUAGAAAUGUUCAAAAUAAUGUCUGUCCACUUUGUGUAACAAAAUUCCUGACAACUGCUAUCGCUGUCACUGUGAUGAUUCCCAUGUGCCUGUGGCAGAGACAAAGGACACAGAAAUCAGGCUGACUGGUACCAAAGUGCACUCUCUUCAGGUGCCUCUCUGCACACUUGCAUUUCCACAGGAUUGCACUUAGUGAGAUUGGACAGGCAAGAUCACGUGUUGAUGACUUUUUUAAAAACUACAUUUCCAAAGAGAUCUCUUGACCAUUAGCAUUAGAAUUUUUUUUGUCAUUGUUACAGUAACAUAUGCUGCAAUAUUUAUUGACUGGGUUAUAUAGACCAUGAAUUAUUUUUUCAAUUUGUGCUUUGAAUUUUUUAUUGUGAAUUAUUUAAAAUAUUACAAAUGCAGGUGGGAGAACUAUACCUUUAUACACUUAAAUUUACAAGUUAAUCUGUAGAAAAUAUUUUCUUUAUACAUUUCUUUACGAUCAAGAAAAAUUUCUUGGUUCAUCAAGAAAAAUUUUUUUCUGUAUUAGCAAGAGAGGCAUUUUUAGAGUUUCUUUUUAUGAACUGUAACUGCUAAAUUUGUAAAUCUUACACUUGAUUUUUCUUAGUUUUUCUUGAGACUUAUGGACUCAGAUCUAAAAUGGGAGUUCUGCUGUUAGUAAGUGUCAGCCAUGGUAUAUUUCUUGUGUUUUCAUUCUUAUGUCCGUGUAUUUGCUGAUUUCACCAAGAAAACUCAAAAGAUUGAACAUUCGUAGUAAGUAAAUGGUGUUUUCAAAUGAUGAGAUUUGGAAGAAAGAUUGAGAUGAUUAUUAUAAUUUCAUCUAAUAUUUUAAAAAAGGACAUCAUUCUCCUUGGUGCUUUUUCUCCUUCAUGCACAAAUAAUUGUUUGAAAAAUUUGAAAUUACUCACAAACUAAACAGCCUGCUAAAUAAAAAUCUCAAACAUUGGAUAUGCUGUAACUUAAGGUAGUAAGCUGUAGCUUCAAGCUUGUGUUUAGAAGAAGUACUUGACCCUUACUGUAUAGAUAGUUAAUGUAAUUCUUCUAAAGAGACUUCUAACCUUAAAUCAUCUUGUAUAAACUGACUUCUAGAGAAUAGGCACAUUAUAUUAUCUUGGUGGUUUAAAAAGGGAUGAGAUACAGAAGUUCCAAAUAUAUACAAAUAAAUAAGUUCAUAUGCUUCACUUGAAUGUAACUGGAUUAUAUGGUGAUAAAUCUUGUAAACAGUUGAAUGUAUGUACGUCUUCUGUAUGUGAAUAUGUGGUCAAUGUACUCAUUCUGGGGGGUGAGGAGAUUACUUUUAUUUUUUAAGUGGAAUGAAUUAAAAUUCUUUUUAGAAUAAGA